AUGGAGGGAGUGAAAGCUAAGUCGACGGUUACGUUUGAAAAUCGCUUAGUUAGUAAUAAUGGAAAUUUGUCUUGUUAUGAAAUCGCCGAUGAUUCAGAUGUAAUUUUAGAAGAGAUUCUGCCACCUGUAAACAUACACACUACAAGUGUGCCUUCGCCACCUUUUAGCAGUUCAGGAUCAAAAUAUGAAACCUUAUGUUCAACUUUAGGAGUCAGCUGUAUGGAAGAAACAUCAGUCAUACGUAGCGUUAUUAGAGAAAAGAGGGCAGCGUUUUCAAAAGAAUUCAAAUCGUUUGAUGAACAUAUUUGGAGACAUUUUCAGAUCAAUGGACAGGAUGACCGGACGUUCUCGUGGAAAAUGACAGUUCGACAAAAGCUUUUAACACUUAUUCGUCAGAUUUACAAGGAUUCUAAUUUGAUAGCUGUUGGUUCGACUGUAAAUGGUUGUGGCUCAUAUAACUCGGAUAUGGAUUUAUGUAUUUGUCAACCCUACAAAAAUCAUAGCUUUGACGCCAACAGAAGUUACAGCAUACAUGUGCUGAGAAAAUUGCAUAAGAAGUUUGUUACGGAUUGGCGUCAAAUGUUCAAGACCUGUCAGUAUAUACCAGCUAAAGUUCCAAUAAUAAAACUGGAAAUGGCCGCACCAUACGAAGAACUGGAAAUAGACAUUAAUUGUAAUAACGUAGCUGGAAUAUAUAAUUCACACCUUCUUCACUAUUAUUCAAGGGUUGACGAUCGUUUCCCAGCACUAUGCUUGCUUGUAAAACACUGGGCCAUAAAUGCUGGUAUUAAUAACGCUAUGAUGGGAACAUUGAAUAGCUACUCACUGAUUUUGAUGGUUCUACAUUUCUUGCAAUGCGGGGCAUUACCACCGGUUUUGCCAAAUCUUCAAUUUCUCUAUCCUUCUUUGUUCAAUGCAACUUGCAGUCUAGACAGCUUAGAGCUGUUCCGAGAUCUACCGUAUCCAUUGCCACCUCGUGAAUUUAACACCGAUACGGUUGGUGAGUUACUAAUAGCAUUUUUCGACUACUACGCUCGUUUUGAUUUCAAAAAUAAGGCAAUAUCGAUUCGUAAUGGAUGCGUGUAUGGCAGGGAGCUAUUAGCAGACAAUACUGUGCGCUUUAAAAUAUUUAUCGAAGAACCGUACGAUCAGAAGAAUACGGCGCGGUGCGUAACAAGUAUUGAAAAUCUACAGCUGAUCAGAGAAGCAUUUACAUCUGCAAGAAAUGCUUUCUUGCAAACUUCGGCUGGACCGCCGAAUUUGGAAUGUAUUGGUGUCCGCUGA
This is a messenger RNA of Cercopithifilaria johnstoni, 1284 nucleotides long. Lineage: Eukaryota; Metazoa; Nematoda; Chromadorea; Rhabditida; Onchocercidae. The record is from the annotation of a GenBank genome assembly.